AUGGGCUGCGGGAUUCUCAAAAACAAUGGAAGAAUUUCUCAUCAGGUUACCGCCGCCCGCACAAGCAGAAACAAAUGUGCCAAGGCAGUUAAAAGACCUCUUUCUAUUGUACCAGAAUCAGAGGAGGAUGAGGGUCUUAUUAUUAUAGAUACAGAGGAAGAGGAGGCUUGGGAGCAACCUGAUAAACGCUUUAUAUUUCCAAAGAGGUUUCAAGAAGCUGCGCCACUAGACCAUCCAUUUAGUGCAAUCAAACGACAGCAACAAAAGAAGUGGCUAGAGGAGCUGAACAAGCAAAGAGAGGAGGCUACCCAACGCAAACUGCAAGAGAAGCAGAAGUUCCAGGCGACUGUUGAACAGGAUCAUUGGGCAAUGCAUUUCGAUUCAUUUAAGAAACAAACAGAUUAUCAAAUUCCUGUGUAUCAGCAAACAGCAAAGUUUCAGCAGUAUGAAAAUACUGUCUCAACCGCAGACCCAGCAGCCAUGGAGCAAGAGACGUCUCCAGCUCCCAGUAAUUUCCAUAAAGAACGAUCAGAAACGCUGAAAUCCACUGAGGAAGAACAUUUUCAAAGUCAGAAAUCAGGGUUUCUGCGUACUAUGACCUCCUUGUUGGACCCUGUACAGAUUGAAGAGAGGGACAGGAAGAGGCUGAAGCAGUUGGAACACCAGAAAGCCAUAGCAGCUCAAGUUGAACAGAAACGGCAGAGAAAACAGCUGGAAGAUGAACAAAGACAACGGGAAGAGCAGGAGGAGGAGAGGCGACUGAUGAGAGAGCGGGAGCAGAUGCAGAAGCAGUAUGAAGAGGACUCAUCCAGACAGAAACACAAAGAAGAGGUUCUUAGUCUGAAGACAAGAGAACUGCACCAGAGCAUGCAGAGGGCACAGGAAGAAGCGCAGCGGCUGAAGCAGGAGCAGCGAAUGCGUCACUUACUGCAGAAAGGACAUGACGUAUCCAAUCUGCAGAAAAAUGUAGCAGGUGAGGCAGUCAACCUGGACUUUAACAGAGUUUCUAGUCGUUCUACUGACAUUGUAUCGGAUGACUAUCAAAGUGCCACCAACAGUGUUACGAAACAGAGUGUUUCAGCAUUAACCUCCCCAAGGAAAGAUACUGCUGUUCAGACAGAUGACUUAAUGAAGUCAGAUUUUGUAUCCAAUUCCAAUGAGACAAAAUGGAGACAUGAUCAGAAUGCCUCUCCUGAUAUACCCAUAGAAUUCCAUGAUGUUCAGCCAAAGGCUGAACUACAAACAAAAAAGACAAAGUCUCAUAGAGACCGAAAUGAUUCAAGCAAGGAAAACACAAAUAUCUACAGCAAUGCUUAUGAUCAAUUUGCAAGAACAGAAAAACAGGUCAGAGAACAUCGAAAGCCAGACUGGAAUAAAAACAAGCCUCACAGGAAAUUCGUCCCGGCUUCUGAGAGAUACCCCAAAGGGCUUCAGAAACAGAGGGAGGAGAGCAAGGUGCGGAGGCAGGCAGAGCUGCUUCAUCUAGUGGAGAAAAACUCUUCUAACAACCUACACGUUAGAAAAGGGAAUUCCCCAGAAAAGUCUCCAAUUCCACAAGAUGAUGUCAAGUUCUCCCGACCUCAUGAGGAUGUCAAGAUUGUCCAAGAGUCUAAGAAGCAUUUUCCUGGAGAAAUUGAGGCUCUUGCAGAUCCACUAGAUGAAGAAAAAUUUCAGAAAGGUGACUGUGGUAUAAAUAGGUCAGACUCUCCGCCAGUUCCUGCUGUGAAAAACAGAUUACAUCAAGCUCAGAAAAGAAUGCAUGUGGCUCCUAUUCCUCCAGUUUACAAUGGGAAUACCCUGUCCAUUCAACAGAAUGUCUCUCCAGACCUUGACAAACAGGAAUCUGAGCGACCACCUUCCUCACAAUUUAUACCAUAUGUACGGACAAAAGAGAUCUACUAUCUGGAUCCUGAUGCCCCGAUGUCAAGGCCUUCAACACAUGACCCACAGUACAGACGGGCUGGUACUGAUCAAGAAUCACGAAAAAUAUUCAGCUCUGAUCAUGCCAGUGACCCAUUACUGAAUCCUAAUAUUGUCAGAAAUAAGGACCGACAGCAAGCGAUACUCAGAGGAUUAUCAGAAUUACGGAAGGGCUUGCUACAGAAACAAAGGGAACUUGAGACCGGUUUAAUGCCAGACAUUUGAGGAGGUGGAAUAUACAUGGCCAGUUAUGUGUGGUCAUUUCUGAACUGUGCUUGGGAGUAUCUGUAUUAGGUUAAUAAUAUGCACUGUAAUGUGAAUUUCUGUGUUUGCUGCUGUUUACUGUGUAUUUAUUAGACUUCUUAUGAGCGUGUCAAUUUUGUAGAAUUUGUUUUUGAUAAAUAAAUAUUUUUAUAAGUAUA
Molecule: messenger RNA, 2342 nt
Organism: Pseudophryne corroboree (corroboree frog)
Lineage: Eukaryota; Metazoa; Chordata; Amphibia; Anura; Myobatrachidae
Gene: CCDC66
Product: coiled-coil domain containing 66
Exons: 14
Coding region: 1-2145 (714 amino acids)
Biological process (GO): cilium assembly
Cellular component (GO): microtubule; cilium
Molecular function (GO): microtubule binding
Source: RefSeq, a predicted model, not a curated record